Messenger RNA from Exaiptasia diaphana, 2805 nucleotides. RefSeq names its product protein-tyrosine kinase 2-beta. Gene Ontology annotation, cellular component: signaling receptor complex. The transcript is spliced from 11 exons. Bases 102 to 2165 code for a protein of 687 amino acids. Gene Ontology annotation, molecular function: transmembrane receptor protein tyrosine kinase activity; ATP binding. NCBI's taxonomy places the organism in Eukaryota, Metazoa, Cnidaria, Anthozoa, Actiniaria, Aiptasiidae. Gene Ontology annotation, biological process: positive regulation of kinase activity; cell surface receptor protein tyrosine kinase signaling pathway; multicellular organism development. The record is from RefSeq and is a predicted model, not a curated record.
GCGCGCUUUGGAUUUUUAUUUACAUAGAAUACUAUCUAUAGUAAUUGAGAAAAGAGGGUCCAGUUCUGGACUAAGCAAAAAUAAGACUUCGCCUUCAAAUUAUGGGAGACUUUCGACAAGUUCUCUCUAGUGCUGUCCAGCGUUUGGUUGGAAAAAUGGAAGACGAAAGCCAAAACGUGUUCGAGUUUAAAUCUUUGGAUAAAGGAGGAGUUCCACUAUUUUUCUCCUCGGCAAUUUCCUACGAACCAUUAACCUUUAAGGGAAAGAAGUCAUCAAAAUGGAACCAUGAUGUUUUGAAGCUAAUGUACUAUAGUGAUCAUUUUGGCAACAACCAGCAAAGUCCCAUACCUGAAUGCAUUUUCAUGACGGACUAUUUCACCAUCGAUGAUAACACAGGAUAUGUUGAUCAUUCUGGCAACAACCAACAAAGUCCCAUACCUGAAUGCAUUUUCAUGACGGACUAUUUCACCAUCGAUGAUAACACAGGAUAUGUUGAUCAUUCUGGCAACAACCAACAAAGUCCCAUACCUGAAUGCAUUUUCAUGACGGACUAUUUCACCAUCGAUGAUAACACAGGAUAUGUUGAUCAUUCUGGCAACAACCAACAAAGUCCCAUACCUGAAUGCAUUUCCAUGACGGACAAUGUCACCACAGAUGAUAACACAGGAUAUGUUGAUCAUUCUAGCAACAACCAACAAAGUCCCAUACCUGAAUGCAUUUUCAUGACGGACUAUUUCACCAUCGAUGAUAACACAGGAUAUGUUGAUCAUUCUGGCAACAACCAACAAAGUCCCAUACCUGAAUGCAUUUUCAUGACGGACUAUUUCACCAUCGAUGAUAACACAGGAUAUGUUGAUCAUUCUGGCAACAACCAACAAAGUCCCAUACCUGAAUGCAUUUCCAUGACGGACAAUGUCACCACAGAUGAUAACACAGGAUAUGUUGAUCAUUCUAGCAACAACCAACAAAGUCCCAUACCUGAAUGCAUUUUCAUGAAGGACAAUGUCACUACCAAUUCUUCAGCCAAGCAACAAGAAGCUGACCAGAUAAUGGAGCUUCAGGACCACCCAGUACCAGAUCCUGAUCAGAAAAGGCAGAAAAGAGGGUAUCAGCCUCCUGUACCAGAUGCUCAACUGGAAGACCACCACAUGCAACCACUGAAUCAUGAAGAUGGAACUGAUGAUGGAUCAGGAAGCUCUUCUCAAGUCAGUAAUAAUUAUGAGCAAAUGCCAUGCGGUCUUCAUAUUCAUUCCAUUGAAGAACUCAAGAAUGGAGUCCACAAAAAGUUUUUAAUUGACAAGCGAGACUUGACUUGGAAAAACAAACUUGGAGAGGGCCAGUUUGGAAUUGUAUAUGAAGGAAUCUGGUCUAAAGUAGAACUGGGAACCGUCGUGCCCAAGAAAAAAAGGGUUGCCAUGAAAGAACUGCGCAGAACAGCAGAUGAUAAAAGUCAAGAAGACUUCAUCAAGGAGGCCAUCAAUAUGUCAAAGUUAGCAGUUCAAAUCAGCAGCAAGCACAUCAUAAAAUUUAUUGGCAUUUGUUUAGAUGAAAAUGAAGAUAUAUCUAAACUUAUGAUCAUAACUGAAUUGGCUCCAUUUGGAAAUUUGAAACUCUAUCUCAAUAAAGUCAAAGAAAAAGGAGAUACCUUCAAACUGUCUGUUUUAGUUGAUUUCUGUGUGCAGAUCUGCAAUGGCAUGGCAGAUUUGGAAAGUAACAAUGUUUUGCACAGAGAUAUUGCUUUAAGAAACAUCCUUGUUGCAUCAGAAGAUCCAUAUCUGAUUAAGAUUAGUGACUUUGGACUUGCACGACUCAGUGAAUAUUACAAGUGUGAACGAGGCAGAUUUCCUUUAAAAUGGUAUGCACCAGAGAGUAUUACUUACCACAGGUUUACUUCUAAAAGUGAUGUGUGGAGUUUUGGUGUAGCUAUGUGGGAAGUGUUUUCCUAUGGAGCUCAGCCAUAUCCAGAAAUAAAAGAUUGUAAAAUGAUCAUCUAUCACAUAUGCAAAGGCAACAGACUCCCUAAACCUGUCAACUGCCCAGAUGACAUUUAUAAUAUCAUGAAGCAAUGUUGGGAUUAUGACCCUAAAUCAAGACCCUCAUUUUAUGAGCUAUCAAGCAGCUUGUUGGAUGAUAUCAAGAACAAGUACUGCAAACAAGAACAGUAAUUAAUUGAAGGCUCUCAAAAAGCACCCAAAGUCCCUUGUAGACCUUGUAUUUAUAGCAGAAUAUUUUUUCUACUAAAUGCAGUAUUUGUUUGGUUUUGACAUUAAUGAAGUUUUAAUAUCAUUGUGGCAAAUACAUGUUCCGUGUGACACAGGAACUAGUUUGUAUAUCCCAAAAAUCGUUUACUCAGUAAUCACAACUAAAUAGUUGUACUCAAAUAUCAACUUUCAUGUGUAAAUAUGUAGUAUUUUUCUUAGCAGUCUCGCAAAUCAUUAAAAAAAUGAAAACACUUUCUGUAAAUUGAACAAGGAAUGUGACUAUAUCUAUGUAGUACUGGCGAUUUCAACUUCAAACGCAUUGUUUAAAAAAGGCAUCCAUAUUUUUCAGAUGAGAUUUAAUAUGUUUAGUCCUAUGAAUAAUUGUUCUUCUGUAAAUGUAUGAACCUUAUAUAUCCAUACAAUUUGUUAUUUUUGAAGAUUUGUGAUUGUUUGGCAUCGAACGCUCGUUGUGCUUGUGUUGGUGGUAGAAAAUGUAAAAUUUCUGCAUAAAUCAGCCAAUAAUCUUGAAUUAUAUAUACCUCCUUUCAUGGCCAUUGGAUAAUAAUCAGUUGUUUUGUGCAUAUUAAAGGGGUUCUGUUGAUCA